AUGGCAGCGUCGUCCAGCUCUUCCAAGUCUUCAUUGGCCACAAUCAUGAAGGUAGCAGUGAUGGUGGCUCUGGUCUUGGUGGUGACUGUGGAUGGACAGAGCUGCAAUGUGCACUUGAGUGGACUAAACUCGUGUGGUGAGUUUGUGGUUCCUGGAGCUGACAAGACGAACCCGAGUGCAGAGUGUUGCACUGCUCUUGAGGCAGUGCCAAGCGAAUGCCUUUGCAACACGCUUCGCAUUGCCUCUAGGCUUCCCAGUCGCUGCAACAUCCCUACACUUUCUUGCUCCUGA
Messenger RNA from Arabis nemorensis, 291 nucleotides. The record is from the annotation of a GenBank genome assembly. Lineage: Eukaryota; Viridiplantae; Streptophyta; Magnoliopsida; Brassicales; Brassicaceae.